UCCCCGCCCCUUUGCGAAGGCAAAACCAAUCAGCGCGGGGAAUGUUAGCGGCGGGGAGGUGGCCGGGUUGCUGGAGCAGCGGCCACAGUAGCUUUGGAGGAGGCUGAGGGGGCGGCGGCGGCAGCGGCAGCAGGAGCAGCAGCGCGACAUGGAGGAGGUGGACGAUUAUGAAAGUGUGGAACGGAGUGAAGAUUUAUUGCCAUGCAAAAUUUGUGGAAGGACAUUUUUUUCGAAUGCAUUAAGGAAACAUCUUCCCAUUUGCCAAAAAACAGCUACUAGAAAAAGAAAAGCUUUUGACUCUAGCAGGCAGAGAGCUGAGGGAACUGAUAUUUCUGUAGUAAAACCUCUGAAGCCACGGCCAGAUCCCCCAAAGAAGCCAUCCAACUGGAGAAGAAAACAUGAAGAACUCAUAGCAGCUAUACGAUCAGCCAAAGGAGUUGAUCGGGUUCUUAAAGAAGGUGGAAAACUUCCACCGCCACCACCACCAUCAUAUGAUCCUGAUUACAUCCAGUGUCCAUACUGCCAGAGAAGAUUUAAUGAAAGUGCAGCUGAUCGACACAUCAAUUUUUGUAAAGAGCAGGCGGCUCGUAUUACUAAUAAAGGAAAACCAAUUACUGAAGUUAAAGGGAAGCUUCCUACUCGAACACAGAUCAAGCCACCUGUAAAGAAAAUGCCUUCGACAGGAUCAAUACCACCAGCUUCUUCACGUUUACCACAGCCAAGCUCACCUGCAAAUAAAAUUAUGCCACAAAGUGGACCUAUGGGAACCAAAAUCCAGAGUUCCUCUCCAGCUCAUAAAGGUCUGGCAAGGACAAGCCCACAAACAGGGGGAUCCUUGAAAUCAAAAACUGUAGCACCUACUAAUAUGACCAGAAAUGCUGGCAUGAGCAUGAUGGCAAACAAAAGAAAAUCAUACAGCUCUGAGAGCUACUUAAACAGUGGGGAUGGCUCAUCUUCUGUCAAUGGAGGAAGUUCCAAAAGCAGUGAGGGAAAUUCACCUGCUGCACAGUUACCAAAAUUCUGCUAUGAAUGUGGCGCCAAAUAUCCAAUUGAAGCUGCAAAAUUCUGCUGUGAAUGUGGAGUUCGGAGAAUGGUUUUGUGAACCCUUAUAUACAGUAGAGUAAAAGACAGUCAAUCCUUCAGUUUGCUUUAACUGCAUGGAAAUCUGUGAUACCUUAGCAUCAGAACUCACACUGCAACACCUUAGUAAUAUUCUGGAAGCAAAGUAAUUUAUAUAGAUAUAUAAAUAGUCUGUAUAUUAAAACAUUGGUACCUAAAACUGUGCCAUUACAAAGGUUAUUCUUUAGAAACUCUGGAAAUCCUUUUAAUGGAUCAAAAUGUAGGAGCAGUCUUGUAAUCCUUCUUUGUGUUAUAUCCAUAGAUUGUUCCCUUGACUUUCCCCUAUAAUAUUCGCCCUGUAGCCUCUGAUUAAAGAAAAUGUACUGGUUGAAAGAAAUGUUACACUAUAAAAUUCAUUUUACAUAGACUGUAGUGGCUGAUGCUCUUACAAGUAAACAGACAACUUGUUGAGUCCUUACAAUUUUAAUAACUACAGAAAUAGGUUCAAUUUAAAUUGGUUUAUUGAGUCUGCUGUAUUAUUCUAACUGAUCAUUUACUCUUGAGCCUGUUUCCAAAUGAGUAUAUCAUAACUUGUGUACAGAUAUAUAUACACACACAUAUAUAUACCUAACAUAUUAUGUAAGAUUUGUUGUUGCCAUUUUUUUCACAUUUCUUUUUUAAAUAAAAGCUCUUAGGAUUUCAGGUACUUACCUUGCCCUCAAAAAUGAAAGGCAUUCUUAUAGCAAUCUCUAUAGUAAAAUAAUAAUAGGAAUGUCUUUUCAUUUUAAAAAAUAAUAAUAAUGAAACAUAUACGUUUAGACACCUAAAACAACUAUUUGUCUUCACCGCAUCUUCUACUUAGGUUUUUGUAGUUUCUGAGAUCAGCAUAAAAAGAACUAGCUGAAAAGGGAGAAAAAUGGCCCACCAAAGCUCUUCACCAAUAUUGAGCAGAUUCUGUUAGUAAUAAUCUAUAUUUUGACAUCAACUGUUUUAUCACUUGGUGACGAAUCCUGCCACUUUUAAUGGUGCCUUCCCCCAAAUUAGUUUGUUCAUUUAGUUUCAAACUGUUCAUUGUUAGUAAUUGUCAAUACAAGUAUAGUGAAAUUUAACCUUUCAGCCAAGCACUUACUAGCAUUUGACCCAGCAUUGCACAAUUGUUAAAUAAGCUUGAAGUUUGUUUUCAUCAUUAUGAAACUGGUUUCAGUGUGUCUAAUGGCAACUGGAAGUAUAUUUAUCUGAUCACCUUCCCGUUUCCCGCUUUUUCUUUGUGUACACUUGAUGGUGUAAAAUGGCAGCUCUAGGCUAUUAGAACCAAGAAGAUCAUUGGUAUGAAUGUUUAUCUGUGGAUCUUCAGUUUUACUUUGAAUGGUAUUAUAAGUGCAAUGCUCUCAAAUUUUAUGCGAUGACCCAAUUUUAAUUUUAGAGAAAUAGUUGAUAUUCUGCUGUUGUAUAAUGUUUAGUGAGUGUUUUUAUAGUAACUCUGUGUAAUGUAGCUGAACCAAUACUGGAAGCAAGAUGUAUAGAAUUGGGUGGGUGGGGGGCUUGUACACAUAUAAAUAUUUGUAUCCUUUUCUCAUGUAUUCUGUCCAAAUAUAUAUAAAAUCUUCAUUUUGAAGAUUUUAUCUGGUACCCAGAUGACCUGUUUUGUUUUCUGUGAUGUUACACAUAUAUUGUUUGAAUUUCAGUGGGGGAGUGGGCAUUAAAAGUACAGUACUUUAGCAGUUGCACUUUGAAGAUAUGGAUUUGAGGGGUUAAUAGGCCCAACUGUUUAUAUUGAUUUUUAAUGAAGAUUCUGCAAUGGGUAUAAUCAACCUGAACUAGGAAGGUGAUGAUGUGAUUUGAUUUGAAGCCAUGGUUUUUAAGAUCGUAUUUUGGGUUAUUUGUUUUAUGUGGGCUUGUCUGUGAUAGAAAUUCAAAGAAUAUGAAUUAAUGGAUUCUAGCUAGUCAUUAUGAAAAUAUAACUGAUUUUAGCAUCCCCUUGUAAUAGUGUUGUUCAUUGUCUUUGUUUCAAUUGUUAUUUUAUAAAAUAAUCAGGAUCGAUUAGGAAUACUACAAAAUAUUUCCGAAUGGCUCUCCGCCCCAUUUUCUGUUUAAACUUCCUGCAAACCCCCUAUCAUUUUGUGGUGAAGAUUUCACUGCUGAGAGACAUUGAAGGUGUAACUGAAGACUUGGUUCUAUGCAAUGACUGAAGUCUCAGGGUCCCAGGUUUUGGCCACAGCUCUCAAUUCGUUUUCAAAGUAUAACAUUUUGGGAAAGCCUUUGAUGUCAAUAAUGGACUGCAGCCAAAAGGGGAUGGAAAAGUCACCCAGACUUUCCUUGCAUAUGCAGAGCUCUUACAAUUUUAGUCAGAUGCUAAACCUCAGAGAGAUUCUAGCCCUCUCCUGUCAUCCUUAUGAGAAAAAAAGUUUCCCAAAACAUUCCUUUUUGGCUUUUUAUUGCCAAAAAAAUAAAAUGGGCCAACUGUAUUGCUACCUGAUAACAAGGUAAAGUGUAUCAUCCAAAUAAUCGGUGGGAAUUUUACCUUUAGCAUUUAGGAGAACUGGGUUGUUCUUUAAAUCUGUUUACAUAGUUUAAAAGUUAAUGAGAGAAUGUUGCUAUUCUUGUCAUAACUAACUGGUUUUUCUGUUUAUAUAUAUAUAUAUAUAUAUAUAUAUAUAUAUAUAUAUAUAUAUAUAUAUAUGGAUGGACACUUCAUCAGACAUGUUAUGUAUCAUGUACAUGCUAACCCUCACAAAGAGAUGAACUCAUUAUGUUUAAUAAUUCGCUCAGGGUUGCUCCAUAAUAUUUUAAAUCACAGGGAUUAAUCUCCAUGUUUGAAUAUAUUGCUCUAAUGGCAGAGUGGAAUAGUUGUACCUGAAAAAAGCAAAUGUGUAUUCAGACUUUAUGGUGGAAAUCUAACGAGAGAUGCUCUGUUUUGGCCAUCAGCUAUUUCGUGAGAUUUCACAGCAUCUUCAUUCACCAAAGAUCCAGUAUAUUAGUAUUGGUUUUUCCUUCAGUUGUUUUAUUACUUAUACAAUAAAGAUUUCUUGUUGAACCUUCA
Molecule: messenger RNA, 4099 nt
Organism: Anolis carolinensis (green anole)
Lineage: Eukaryota; Metazoa; Chordata; Lepidosauria; Squamata; Anolidae
Gene: zc2hc1a
Product: zinc finger C2HC-type containing 1A
Exons: 9
Coding region: 149-1102 (317 amino acids)
Source: RefSeq, a predicted model, not a curated record